AUGUCAAAUACAGGCAGAGGCCUCGUCGCACCGCGAGAUUCACUUGAGCUAGCCUCUCUCGCGUCCUCAUCGCCCGCCUCCGUCGGCGGUUCCUCACGCUCCUCCUCCCCAGGCGGCGUCUCCUCAUCCCGCAAACUCUCCCUCGAAGACGAAGAUCCGCUCGCCGAGUCGCAUCUGGAUGCUGAACUAGAAAGCGGCCACAGAGGUCUCCGGUCGUACUCUGUUUCUUCAGCUUUUGAUUUCGGACGCACUCUCUUCCCAUUAUCGCAAACACAGGGUGGCUACGCACCCUUAGGCACCCCAUCUGAUAGACCAGCCGAUGGAUCAUUGGAACGCAAUAAAACAUUGACAUACCUGAAUGGCUUGUCGCUGAUUGUUGGGCUGAUUAUUGGAUCUGGCAUCUUCUCGUCGCCUAGCCAGGUUAAUGCCAACGCGGGGUCGCCGGGCGCCUCACUCAUUGUCUGGGCUGUGGCUGGUCUGUUGGCCUGGACGGGAGCUGCGAGUUAUGCAGAGCUCGGAGGUGCUAUUCCUUUGAAUGGUGGAUCGCAGAUUUAUUUGGCUAAGAUUUUCGGGGAAUUGUCUGGCUUCCUGUUUACGUGGUGUGCUGUACUAGUGCUGAAGCCUGGGUCUGCGGCCAUCAUCUCAAUUAUCUUCGGUGAAUAUAUCGUGCGAGCAUUUGUUGGAGCUGAUGUCGGCGAUGUCAGCCCGUGGAUCAACAAAGGCGUUGCCUUUGGAGGGCUUUUGACAGUGACGCUGCUCAAUUGCAUAUCUACCAAAUUCGCUACUCGCAUUGGUGAUCUCUUCAUGUUCUUCAAAUUUGUCGCUCUUCUGGGUGUGACUGUCAUUGGAGUCAUUGUCGCCGUGACGGGUCUUUCAUCUGCUGGCGACGCAAAUGAAGAAUGGAAAACGCAUGGGUGGUUCGAGGGCACCAACACCGAGAUCUCGGAUUUUGCUGUGGCCCUAUAUGCAGGUCUCUGGGCAUUCGACGGCUGGGAUAACACCAACUACGUGACUGGCGAAUUCAAGAACCCGAAUCGCGAUCUGCCUCGGGUAAUCCACACAGCUAUGCCACUAGUCAUUUUGUCCUACUUGCUCGCCAACGUCUCCUACUUCUUGGUUCUGCCUCACUCCACCAUCGAAGCAAGCAAUACUGUUGCCGUCCAAUUUGGCGCAAAGGUGUUCGGCUCCGCCGGAGCCUUGAUCCUCGCUCUAGUCGUGGGAGCCAGCUGCUUCGGAGCCCUGAACGCAACAACUUUUACGAGUGGCCGUCUAGUCUACGCUGCCGGCAAAGAAGGCUACCUCCCCUCGCUCUUCGGACGCAUCGGUCUCUCUGCUCCAACAGGACCACCGGCAAGCAGCCGGCUGCGCCGACGGUCGUGGGCACGCAAAUCUCUCUCUCGCAUCUUCGGCGAUGAAUCUAAACUCGGCUUCACGCCAAUCUACGCCAUGGCCUUCAACGGGGUCUUGACAACCAUCUACAUCGUUGUCGGCGAGUUUGGGACUUUGGUCACUUUCUACGGCGUUGCCGGAUAUACCUUCUACUUCUUGACCGUACUAGGCUUGAUCGUCCUGCGCAUCCGCGAACCACAGCUUGAACGCCCCUACCGCACGUGGAUCACCACCCCGAUUAUCUUCUGCUGCGUCAGUCUCUUUUUGCUCAGUCGGGCUGUCAUCUCUGAGCCCUUGCAGACGCUCAUCGUUGUCGCUUUCAUCAUUACCGGUGUGCCGGUUUAUUACUGGCGGAUCUACCAGCGGGAUGGUCGUAUCGAACUUCCCAGUUGGAAGUUCUGGAAGCGGUCCCGAUGA
Molecule: messenger RNA, 1806 nt
Organism: Penicillium soppii
Lineage: Eukaryota; Fungi; Ascomycota; Eurotiomycetes; Eurotiales; Aspergillaceae
Product: putative amino acid transporter
Exons: 2
Coding region: 1-1806 (601 amino acids)
Biological process (GO): amino acid transmembrane transport
Cellular component (GO): membrane
Molecular function (GO): L-amino acid transmembrane transporter activity
Source: RefSeq, a predicted model, not a curated record